Messenger RNA from Osmerus eperlanus (European smelt), 2161 nucleotides. It is a transcript of the gene ikzf5, whose product is annotated as IKAROS family zinc finger 5. Gene Ontology annotation, biological process: regulation of transcription by RNA polymerase II. The record is from RefSeq and is a predicted model, not a curated record. The transcript has 4 exons. Gene Ontology annotation, molecular function: DNA-binding transcription factor activity; RNA polymerase II cis-regulatory region sequence-specific DNA binding. Bases 459 to 1727 code for a protein of 422 amino acids. NCBI's taxonomy places the organism in Eukaryota, Metazoa, Chordata, Actinopteri, Osmeriformes, Osmeridae.
UGAUGGACUCAGUGAACUUUAACCCCAUGAACAGCUUCAUUGUUGUGAUUCUGGUAGACAAGCGCUUCUCUUACACAUUUUUAAGACUAAACAGAGAUAGCCAGUACGAUAGAAUUUUGGUAUGACUUUUUGCGGUCAAAGCUUGGUUAUUAAUAUUAGGAACUUUUAAGGUGUCAACACAGUUUUUGUGGGCUACAAAUGACGAAAUGUCUUUAGGGGUAGAUAGCUGGCUGACGCGUUAGCAACCACAGCAACCUGAUGAUGGGGAAUGCUGCUUAACCACAACGACUUUCAACGCCACGGACAUCACGCAAUAUUGUCCAUCACUAGCGUCGCAUGCCAGCUAUGUCAGUCUAAAACGUAGCUGACGCUUGUUACUUAGAGAACCUUUCGCUGACGUUCUGUAAAUUUGGAAUAUUGCACGGAAGGCCACCUGAAGCCGUCAUUACUAUAUUCCAAUGGGUGAAGAAAAGCCAGACACUUUGGACUUCGUAAAGGAUUUCCAGGAGUAUCUCAGCCAGCAAACUCAACAUGUAAACAUGAUAUCAGGAUCUGUCAGUGGUGUCAAAGAAGCAGACGAUCUUCCAGCAGACUGCAGUCAGAAUGGGCUGGACCAUCCACCUGUGGACAUGGCACUGGAGGAUGGUUCAGGCCUACUGGUAGACGGCUUUGAGCGGACCUACGAUGGCAAACUCAAAUGUCGGUACUGUAACUACGCUACCAGAGGCACAGCCCGGCUCAUCGAACACAUCCGCAUUCACACCGGAGAGAAACCACACCGAUGCCACCUGUGCCCCUUUGCCUCGGCCUAUGAGCGCCACCUGGAGGCCCACAUGCGCUCCCACACGGGGGAGAAGCCCUACAAGUGCGAGCUGUGUUCCUUCCGCUGCAGCGACCGCAGCAACCUGUCCCACCACCGCCGCCGCCGCCACAAGCUGCUGCCCAUGAAGGGCGCCCGCUCGCUGUCCCACAAGAAGAUGCUGAGCGUGCUCCAGAAGAAGACCGGCCUGGGCUACGGUCGCAGGCUCCUCAUCAAUUUCAGCCCCCCUUCCAUGGUUGUGCACAAGGCUGAGAACAUGAACGACUAUUCCCACGAGAUGCCUCGCCUGCGCCAAGAGGCCUACGACGACCAGGGAGGAGAGGGCGGGGAGAGCCGGUCCAAGGACGACCCCCACCACCAUGACCUGAUCAUGGAAAACCCCCUCAACCAGCUGUCCACCCUGGCUGGCCAGCUGGCCAGUCUGCCCUCAGAGACCCACCAGGCCAAGACCCAAACCCCCAUGUCCCCGGGGGCCGAGUCCUGCGUCGACGAGAAGCCUUUCCUCAUCCAGCAGCAUCACCCAGCCACGGCUCCCGCCGCCUCCGUGGCAGCCAGUGCUGCUCACUCCUCCUCCCCCAUCACCCCAGAGCCCAGGCCCACUCCUCACAGCAACUGCAGCCCGGGGAUGGGCCCCUGCAGCGAGCACAGCGGACGCACCAGCACCCCCAGCGUCACCAACAGCCAGCCCAGUACCCCGGCCCCGGGCCUGACCUCCCUGCAACAGGACCCCCAGAUGCUGCACCACUGCCAGCACUGUGACAUCUACUUCCCUGACAACAUCCUCUACACCAUUCACAUGGGUUGCCACGGUUACGAGAACCCCUUCCAGUGCAACAUCUGUGGUCACAGAUGCAGGAGCAAGUAUGACUUUGCUUGCCACUUUGCACGGGGUCAGCAUAAGCUGUGAUUGGUCGGGCUCAGCAUAAGCAGUGAUUGGUUGGGGUCAGCAUAAGCAAUGAUUGGCCGGGGACUGCUGAAAAGAUGGAAGAGCUUGGUUUUUAUUUGAUUCCAUAAUGGGGAUUUUUGUAUUUAUUUAUUGCUUUUAAACUUUAUGAAAUUGGCCUUGAUGUAGCCUAGCCUUUACACGUUUUGUGGACAGACAUUUUCUAAGACUGACUUAACAUUUGUAGACUUUAAGAUGUAUUUUUGUGUACAUUUUAAAGUGCCCAUGUUAUGUAUUUAUUGUUUUAUAGCGAUCAAGUGUAAUAGAGAUUUGAGAUCUCACAUAAAUCAGUUAAUUUACAUUUACAUUUAUUCAUUUAGCAGACGCUUUUAUCCAAAGCGACUUCCAAGAGAGAGCUUUACAAAGUGCAUAGGUCACUGAUCAUAACAACGAGAUAG